Molecule: messenger RNA, 744 nt
Organism: Paramecium tetraurelia
Lineage: Eukaryota; Ciliophora; Oligohymenophorea; Peniculida; Parameciidae
Exons: 1
Source: RefSeq, a predicted model, not a curated record
AUGAAAUAAGAAAUAAAUUAAAGGCCUCCACCUCCUAAAUUCAAUUGGAACAUAUAUGAUCAUUCAUCAUCAGAUGAUACAAAAACUCAAAUAUCCUUAUAAAAAUCAGAUAAAAGAAGAUUAAAAUAAGUGAAUCUAUUAGUUGAUGAAAUGUUGGCUAAAUUAAGCAAUAAUAAUAUAUUAAAUGGAAUUAAUAUUGAGAACAUAAGACAUUAAUGCAUAGAUUUAUUGGAUAACUCGGUAAUUGAAAAAGUUAAAUCAAAAAAAUAUCAAUCAAUAGCUUGUGCAUUGAUUAUCUAAUCCUUUAGACUUCUAUUAAUUCCUUUAAGAAUAAAAGAAAUAACUUAAGUAUUGGAUUGUGACGAAAAAUAAGUUCGCAAAAUAUUGAUCUAACUCAAUCAAAUUAAACCAUUCGAUCAGGAUGCCUUUACCUUACAAUACAUGACCAGAAUUUGUGUUGCCAUAGGAUUUAAUCAGAAAUUUUAAACACUCUGUAGAUUCUUCUAUUCAUACUUAAAGAAUCAAAAUUUAGUGUAAGGAGAACACGAACACGUCAUCGCUUCCGCUUUAGUUAAGUCAACUGGAGAUUUUGUAUUUCGUGAUAAGGGUGGCAUAAAUUUAAAUAUAAUUUCUGUCAAUGCUGGAUGUUGUGAAAUUUCUCUCAAAAAUUUUCUGUAAAAGCUUCAGCCUCAUACUCAAGUAAUGAAUGAAUAAGCCUACGAGUUCUACAAAAAAACUAUGUGA